Messenger RNA from Pan troglodytes (chimpanzee), 2036 nucleotides. RefSeq names its product ribosomal L1 domain containing 1 (gene RSL1D1). Lineage: Eukaryota; Metazoa; Chordata; Mammalia; Primates; Hominidae. The record is from RefSeq and is a predicted model, not a curated record. Bases 103 to 1575 code for a protein of 490 amino acids. The transcript has 9 exons.
GGUUCCCGCCCCCUCGCUUCCGGGGCCGGGCCUUGCUCGCGCGUGCGCACCAGAAGCCAGCAGUGGGGUUGCACACGCGCCUCUUCACGAGGUGGAAACAAGAUGGAGGAUUUGGCCUCGGCGUCGCUGUCUUCUGCAGCCGCUACUGGAACCUCCACCUCGACUCCAGCGGCCCCGACAGCACGGAAGCAGCUGGAUAAAGAGCAGGUUAGAAAGGCAGUGGACGCUCUCUUGACGCAUUGCAAGUCCAGGAAAAACAAUUAUGGGUUGCUUUUGAAUGAGAAUGAAAGUUUAUUUUUAAUGGUGGUAUUAUGGAAAAUUCCAAGUAAAGAACUCAGGGUCAGAUUGACUUUGCCUCAUAGUAUUCGAUCAGAUUCAGAAGAUAUCUGUUUAUUUACGAAGGAUGAACCCAAUUCAACUCCUGAAAAGACAGAACAGUUUUACAGAAAGCUUUUAAACAAGCAUGGAAUUAAAACCGUUUCUCAGAUUAUCUCCCUCCAAACUCUAAAGAAGGAAUAUAAAUCCUAUGAAGCCAAGCUCCGCCUUCUGAGCAGUUUUGAUUUCUUCCUUACUGAUGCCAGAAUUAGGCGGCUCUUACCCUCACUCAUUGGGAGACAUUUCUAUCAAAGAAAGAAAGUUCCAGUAUCUGUAAACCUUCUGUCCAAGAAUUUAUCAAGAGAGAUCAAUGACUGUAUAGGUGGAACGGUCUUAAACAUUUCUAAAAGUGGUUCUUGCAGUGCUAUACGUAUUGGUCACGUUGGAAUGCAAAUUGAGCACAUCAUUGAAAACAUUGUUGCUGUCACCAAAGGACUUUCAGAAAAAUUGCCAGAGAAGUGGGAGAGCGUGAAACUCCUGUUUGUGAAAACUGAGAAAUCAGCUGCACUUCCCAUCUUUUCCUCAUUUGUCAGCAAUUGGGAUGAAGCCACCAAAAGAUCUUUGCUUAAUAAGAAGAAAAAAGAGGCAAGGAGAAAACGAAGAGAAAGAAAUUUUGAAAAACAAAAGGAGAGGAAGAAGAAGAGGCAGCAGGCUAGGAAGACUGCAUCAGUUCUUAGUAAAGAUGAUGUGGCACCUGACAGUGGUGAUACUACAGUGAAGAAACCUGAAUCAAAGAAGGAACAGACCCCAGAGCAUGGGAAGAAAAAACGUGGCAGAGGAAAAGCCCAAGUUAAAGCAACAAAUGAAUCCGAAGACGAAAUUCCACAGCUGGUACCAAUAGGAAAGAAGACUCCAGCUAAUGAAAAAGUAGAGAUUCAAAAACAUGCCACAGGAAAGAAGUCUCCAGCAAAGAGUCCUAAUCCCAGCACACCUCGUGGGAAGAAAAGAAAGGCUUUGCCAGCAUCUGAGACCCCAAAAGCUGCAGAGUCUGAGACCCCAGGGAAAAGCCCAGAGAAGAAGCCAAAAAUCAAAGAAGAGGCAGUGAAGGAAAAAAGUCCUUCGCUGGGGAAAAAAGAUGCGAGACAGACUCCAAAAAAGCCAGAGGCCAAGUUCUUCACCACUCCUAGUAAAUCUGUGAGAAAAGCUUCCCACACCCCCAAAAAAUGGCCCAAAAAACCCAAAGUACCCCAGUCGACCUAAAGUCAGUGAUUCAACUGGAAGGAAACCUCAGUGCUGCCUCCAGAGCUUUUUGGAAAUACUCAGAUCCUGACCGCCUUUGUAACCUUCUCUAAACGUCAGGCCUGGACUUAAAAGAUUUUUUAAAACCUCCAUAAGUAGUCCAGGGGCGGUGGCUCACGCCUGUAAUCUCAGCACUUUGGGAGGCCGAGGCAGGCGGAUCACGAGGUCAACGAGAUCGAGACCAUCCUGGCCAACAUGGUGAAACCCUGUCUGUACCAAAAAUACAAAAAUUAAUUGGGCGUGGUGGUGGACACCUGUAAUCCCAGCUAUUAGGGUGGACACCUGUAAUCCCAGCUACUAGGGAGGCUGAGGCAGGAGAAUUGCUUGAACCUGGGAGGCGGAGGUUGCAGUGAGGCACUGCACUCCAGCCUGAUGACAGAGCAAGACUCUGUCUCAAAAAUAAAUAAAAAUAAUAAAACCUC